AUGGAGCCUCCCCCCUCUCUGAGCUUGGCUCUGCUAGGAGGGAGUGAGGAUGAGGACCAGCGCUUCCUCUUUCCCCUGGGCAUUAUAUCCCAUCCCUCCACCACUGGCAACCAGCCAGGAUCAAACCACUCCAACCACAUGGGAGGAUCAAGCCUCGAUCGUCUAAAUGGCAGCACCCCGUCCCCCUCCCCUGCCACGCCCAACUUACCUCCAGCAUCGCUCCCCAAGUUACCCCUGUCCUCCUCUGGAGCCCAGCCUCUGCCCCCACCCAUCCCCAAUGCCCUGCACCCCACCAGCACCCCACUGUCCUCCUGCUUGGGCUCGCAGCACAGCCUGAGCGGAGACAACUCCCCGGUCUACAAUGCCCUCUUUUACUCCUCCCACUCGCCCUCCAUGGAGCGGGAGAGGGACAGGGACCGUGACAGGGACAGGGAGAGAGAGAGGGGCUGCAAGCACAGACAGGCCAGCCCUCUGGUUCAUCGUAGGGACAGUAACCCCUUCACGGAGAUCGCCAUGAGCUCCUGUAAGUACACAGGCGGGGUCAUGAAGCCCCUGAGCCGCCUCAGCGCCUCCCGCAGAAACCUCAUCGAAUCAGACAGCAGCAGCGAAACCAAAGAGGGUGGGGUUUCAGCUGUUGCCGGGGCAACGGCUGCUGGGGGGCAUGACCGACAGCGAGAAGCCCCUCCUACCUCCUUGGUGACCCAGUCCUCUGCCAAUCAACCCCUAAUCCAGAGCCCUCCCGAGAUUGUGAUUUCAUCCAAAGAAGACUCACCGUACCCAAGAGGAGGGUAUGACAUCACUGACUCCACAUCCAACCAGAUGUCCAUCUACCACCAGAACCACGCGCUGGUGGAGAGCAGGCGGGCGCAGCAGGGGAGGGGCAGUAGGCAAGGAGGGGUUGGGGCGGUGGGCACUGGGGCCAGGAGCAGCACCUCGAAGGCCCCCAAACGGAAGAACCAAAACAUUGGCUAUAAACUGGGGCAUCGCAGGGCGUUGUUCGAGAAGCGGAAGAGACUGAGUGACUAUGCCCUCAUCUUCGGAAUGUUUGGCAUCGUCGUCAUGGUGAUUGAGACAGAGCUGUCAUGGGGCGUGUACACAAAGAGCUCCAUGUAUUCUCUGGCCCUGAAGUGUCUGAUCAGCCUGUCUACAGUCAUACUGCUGGGCCUCAUCAUAGCCUACCAUGCACGGGAAGUUCAGCUGUUUGUCAUCGACAACGGAGCGGACGACUGGCGCAUUGCCAUGACAAUGGAGAGGGUCUUGCUGAUCGCACUGGAGCUGCUGGUGUCUGCGGUUCAUCCGGUGCCGGGGGACUUUAAGUUUCAGUGGCGGGCACGGCUGGCCUUCUCGUACGCGCCGUCGCAGGCCGAGGCUGACCUGGACAUGGUGCUGAGCGUGCCCAUGUUCCUGCGCCUCUACCUCAUCGCCAGGGUCAUGCUUCUGCACAGUAAACUCUUCACUGACGCCUCCUCCAGGAGUAUAGGUGCCCUAAAUAAGGUGCAUUUUAACACACGGUUUGUAAUGAAAACCCUCAUGACUAUCUGCCCUGGGACGGUGCUGCUGGUCUUCAGCAUCUCUCUGUGGAUCAUCGCUGCCUGGACCGUACGAGUGUGUGAGAGGUAUCAUGAUGCCCAGGACGUGACCAGUAACUUCCUGGGAGCCAUGUGGCUUAUCUCCAUCACCUUCUUGUCCAUCGGCUAUGGAGACAUGGUUCCUCACACCUACUGUGGCAAAGGAGUCUGUCUGCUCACAGGAAUCAUGGGCGCAGGCUGUACGGCUCUGGUGGUUGCCGUGGUAGCCAGGAAGCUGGAGCUGACCAAGGCCGAGAAACACGUACACAACUUCAUGAUGGACACACAACUCACCAAAAGGAUAAAGAAUGCGGCGGCCAACGUGCUGAGGGAGACCUGGCUCAUCUACAAACACACCAAGCUGAUGAAGAAGAUCGACCACUCCAGAGUCCGCAAACACCAGCGGAAGUUCCUUCAGGCUAUACACCAACUACGCAGUGUGAAAAUGGAGCAGAGGAAACUCAGUGAUCAGGCCAACACACUAGUGGACCUCUCAAAGAUGCAGAGCGUCAUGUAUGAGCUCAUGUCAGAACUCAACGAUCGCAGUGAGGACUUGGAGCGCCAGAUGCUGUCGCUGGAGCAGCGGGUGGAGCAGCUCACUGCUGGAUUCAACGCCCUCCCUGCCCACCUCUCGGCCACCCUCAGCGCCCAGCAUGCCGCCCUGGUGCACUUGCUGCGAGAGAGGGACGCGAGGGAUGGUAGAGGAGGCGGAGGUGGUGGUGGAGGAGGAGGAGGAGGUGCUGUGGUCCCACUGUCCCCAGCAGCUUCUUUUACCCCAGCUUCAGUUUCUCCAGUCCAGGUCACAACCCCAGCACCACCCCCUGCCCAGGUCCCUACUUUGGCCUUGGAGUCCCCUUUGUCACCCCCUCCACUGAGCCCAGAGGGAAGCCUGGAGGCUAGUCCCAACUCCAACACCUGCACCUCUAGCUGCUGAAGACAGCCUUGAGGACCAGGAGCGGACGCAUCUGGGGAGAGGAAGGGGGGCUGUGCUAGUCCUCUCACUUCAGACUAAACGAGAGGAAUGAGGGAAGAGGGGGAGAGAAAUGUGAGGUGAUCCUCUGAAAGUAGCGCUCCAUGAGAGAGGGAUGAAGAUGGGACUAUGAGGAGAAAUAAUGGGAUUAAGAUGGAGGGCCAGUAUGAGUGAUGAGACAUGUUAGGGACUUUGGGGCGCUUUCCUUGACGAUGGGAAGGAGAAGAAAAAUGGAGAUAAAAUGGAGACUCUAAAAGGUGUGAGGGGGAGGAAGGAUGUCAAGAGGGUGAGAAAUGGAGGUAGAGAGGAUGAGGAGGGGGAAGGAGAGAGGAGGAGAAAUAACGAGGAAUAAUUAUAUGAACUCAGAGCUCCUAAAUGGAAUCCACUCCAAUUACUGAAAAAGGCCUUUUAUUCUCUCUAUCUCUCUCUCUUUCUCUCUGUCUCUCUCUUUCCUUCCCCCUCUUGCAGUCUCUCUCUCCCUUCAUCAGGAAUUAAUGACCAUGACUUUUUAUCCUUAUGAUGUAUUUUCUAUCUGAAUGCUAAUUGUGUGUUAACGAGCAUCCCUUUAACAGAAGGUUCGAUCAAUACGACCACGAUUAAAAAAAAAAAAAAAAAGAACUAGUGGCAUGCACCACACACACACACACACACACACACUUGCAUGCACAAAUUAUAUCGACUUAUCAUCCACGCAAUACAAGUUAACACAGCACAAACAUAAAUACACAAUCUUUCACAAUGCAGGCCCUAUUUCCACUCACAUAAAGAAAUUAAUGCACCAGCCCAUAAGAUAAUACUAAAGCCUAUACUGCCAAGCACUCGAUGCACUGUCAAUCUCCACAGAGCACUGCCAAGUAAUGUAGACACACUGUAAAAAAAAAUGCUCAUUCUAACGACUUAUCUUUUUUAAGUGUGAGCUAAUGCAGUAGUUCAGUCAUAGCAUAGUUGUGACAUUUUAACUACUCAGUUGGGAGAAUUGUUACGGUUCACCAAACUAAACGAAUCACAAAUCAAGCUGAAAUAAGCUGACAUACUGAUACUGAGGGACAUGAGUCAUCGUAACAUCUAUUUGUGAUGAAGAAGACAGUAGCAGAUGAUAAAAUAAUGUAACACAACUAUAACAGGACUUAAUUACUGCAUUUACUGAUAUACAGACCAAGUUGAACCAAUGUUUAAGUGUACUUGUAGGUCUGCUAUACUGAAAUGAGACUUUAAAUGAGUUUAGAUUUUUGUUUAAUUUCUGUGAGCAUUUCUUAUGUAAACCUCAGAAAAUGGACAAUUAAUAGUGAUAACAAGUGCAUUAAUACCAGGAUGGUUGUCGCAAGAACAAUUAGAUUAUAACAAGCGUUUAUUUAAUUGGCAUUUUCAAUCUAGUUGAUUUAUUCUGAAGAUGGUAUCGCAACUAUUUAUGAAUCACUGACUCUACAACACAGAACUUUGCACAAACUUAAUUGUCUACAUUCAGUGAGUCUUCUCAUUAUAUGUUAUUCAAACAUUCAUUGGAGUCUGUCAACCCAGAGGUAUACCAAGAUAAAUCAAAACUUUAUCCAUCAAUAAUAAAUGAUCUGCUUAGUCUUUAACUUAGACAUGGCCGAAGUCAGUGGAGUCAUUGACUGAGAUACUGUAGUCUCUAUUGUUUUGCUGUCAUUUUCUGAAAAAAAUGUUAUAUUAAGUAAAAUAUAGAUUUUUGCAUUAGUAAUUUAAUUGACUUUAAAAAUCCAACAAUGAUUUAACAGUGUGAUUAUAAGUUGAUGUGAUUCAUAUUUUUUCACAGUGCAUGGUUCUGUCGAUGACCCUUCGCGAAGGAAAGAAGACCUUACCUACUACUGCCACCCUUUUUCAGGCUUGCAGUAUCAAAACAACUCACUGUUAUCAUGAAUGUAUUCUGUGUAAAGAAAUACACUCAAACAAUCUUGCUUGCUCGAUCACUUAAACUGCCACGCAGACACAGGAAUAGGCACCCACACGCACAUACACACAGAUACACACACCUCGACAACCAAAGUGCUCUCUCUUAAAUGGACUUCAAUAAGAGGCAGGGAACGCUGCUGUCACUGGGGACAAAAGAUAGCAGGAGGCGUUGCAGAUAGCUUGACAAUAUUUCUGAGGGAAUAACUGUGAAAAUCUGGGCAUGGACUUGUUACAGUGCUGUACAUGGAUUGCUCUGCACUGCUUUAAAACAGAUCAAGAUGGUCUACGGAUGAACACAAGGGAACACAAAUAAACCUUAUAAAGGAAAAUGGCCAUGAAGGAACAGCUGUUCAUGAAAUAAAUAAAACAUGGAAAUAGACACAAAGGUAUAUCUGAGAGGAAUUAUAAUGGUGUGAUGGGAAAAGAUUCAAGCCUACCCUUGCAUUGGAGACAAUAUCGAAAACUGUCGUAUAGCGACACGCUGUGGCCGGAAUACUGAAUUACAUACGCUUGGAAUAUUGUACAGUAUGCUGUUAACGAAAUCUAGCUUUGUAUUGCUUAGUCUUUUCUACCAUUAUGAUUAAACGCAGUUAUAGCUGAUAUCUAAUAUUAUUAAACUAUAGUAUUCUUCUCAUUCGUCAUGACAAUUAUGAUAUAUGUAUUAACAAUACGUUAAAUAAUUAUGAACAAGGAAAGUGCCGUUUGAGGUUGAAAUUAUUUUGUAAUUUUAUUUUAUC
Toxotes jaculatrix (banded archerfish) is the source of this 5186-nucleotide messenger RNA. It is a transcript of the gene kcnn3, whose product is annotated as potassium intermediate/small conductance calcium-activated channel, subfamily N, member 3. The record is from RefSeq and is a predicted model, not a curated record. Gene Ontology annotation, cellular component: plasma membrane; neuron projection; neuronal cell body. NCBI's taxonomy places the organism in Eukaryota, Metazoa, Chordata, Actinopteri, Toxotidae. Gene Ontology annotation, biological process: potassium ion transmembrane transport. Gene Ontology annotation, molecular function: calmodulin binding; small conductance calcium-activated potassium channel activity. The transcript has 9 exons. The coding region runs from base 1 to 2502 and encodes 833 amino acids.